Molecule: messenger RNA, 929 nt
Organism: Colletotrichum phormii
Lineage: Eukaryota; Fungi; Ascomycota; Sordariomycetes; Glomerellales; Glomerellaceae
Exons: 1
Coding region: 179-445 (88 amino acids)
Source: RefSeq, a predicted model, not a curated record
AAGCAACAACGACGCGAGCCCGCAUCUCUGGAUGCCCCUCGUCAGUCAACAAGGCCCCGGUCUGCCCAUUGCCAAAUCCCCGUCCUUGAAUGCCUGAAAUGCAUCCAGCCCAUCCCGAAGAAGGACCUUGCAUGGCAACGCACCCAGCCAGCCCCCAAACCAAACAUCUCACCCAGCAAUGUGUCCAGCUCAGCGCUUCCAACGCCAUCCCAUCCUUAUUACACCCCUCAUCAUAAUCCCUAUCUCUACCAGCCUUGAGCCCACGAAUAUCUACUCUUCGGCACAGCCACACCUGCCAUAUCUGCUCCUCACAGUAGAGGAAACAGCACGGGUCGAUUCAACUACUUUUUUAAGAAAUAGCAAGGGGCCAAUGCCGAAUUCCAAAAUGGCAGAGCACACCUCGAUCUCACGACGCAUCUGUCGCAGAGACACACCACCCUUGUAGAAGAGGUAUCGGAGCCAUCAUCCCCUUGGAAUGACUGCAUGCGCAGGCUUCUGGAAGCCCGAACACCGCAACGGGGCAAGACCAAAAUCCUCCGACGCCCCGAACUUCCCGGAAGGACGAGCGGCGUCGCCAUGGAAUGGGGGAUUUAAUGGGAGUUCAACAAUGACUGUGGCAGCAAUAAGUGACGACAACGGGGCUCCGGGGUUAAUACACAUUUGUCAGUGACAUCUCCUUCGCUACCGCCCAGAGCGCUGCGACGUCCCUGGAACAAAGUACAAUCCCAAUGUCUCGCACCUGCGGCCCCAAGGUAAGACCAAAGGAGACUGGCGGGCGAGUCUGAAGAAUGGAAGAUCUUGGGUUACCGAACUUUUAGGAUCAAGCGGCAGGCAAUGUGCAACUGAGUCGCUGUUGAGGCGACUUCUUGAGAUGACUGCCUCUCGUCUUGGUCUAGGAAGCCUUGAGAUAUCCCAUUCGUCACAAGGAC